CAUACGUAAGGCCACGAUGAACACCUUGCAGAAUGUAACGCGGAAAACUGUCGCGGGUGGGCUAGCCGGGAUGCGGCGGUCAGGAGCAGCGGUGGCGAAUCCGAGGAGAAGCUACCACGACAACAUCGUCGACCACUACGAGAACCCUCGCAACGUUGGCUCCAUGGACAAGAAGGACAAAUUCGUGGGCACGGUGAAGUUGCUGGAGAAUCGGCUCUCAAAAGUUGUAGGGAGUAAGGCGCGCGUUUGGCAACCUCAAUCGAUGCGGCAACUGCUGUACUGCCGUGUAUGUUCAUCACUAACAAGGCCUCUUGCGUUGCUGCAAACGUACGGGCUUGGCACCGACCCCGGUGAUUAUCUACCUGCAGUAGUUAUUAGUGCGGCACGCGCACGCUGGAGGGAUUCACAUACAUAUACCCCGGGAAAAAUAGUUGUGACGGUUACGCGGUAGCCUCUCACGAUAUUCACGUUGCAUCUUGACUGGGCCAGCAACUUCGAUCACUUGCUCCGGUCGGUGUCGGUGCUACCUCAACCAAACAGUUUGAGAAAAUCAAGCAGCACGGAUUGCUCGUUUGCGCCCACUCAGGUAGCUCCCUCCCACAUUAGAACCGCGCAAAAUACCGACCUCAUCACCCUCUGGACAAGGUAAUUGAGAUUCUGCGACGUACAGUAGCGGAACGCUUCCCGCAGCGCAAGCAGCGCUUGCAGCUGCACCAACACAGCGUCGAUCAUCUGUCCUUGACCUCACAAGUGGGCGGUGACAGCAGUGAAGCGUUCACGAAGUCGUCAGUUGUCAUUGCGCGAGUCCACAACAACAUGCACCGAUGUUAAGAGAUACUGCUGUUGCCGAGACGCGUGAUGCAGCUAUUUAGCUGCCCCAAAAUAGGUAGACUCUCGCCCUGGCUUCCCAUACGACUGACAACCGUCUCACACACGGCGUACGUCCGCCUUCCACUCCCUCGAUUUGCUGGGCUUUUGCCCUUGCGCUCAAAACAAUCUCGUCGACGAAAAC
Ectocarpus sp. CCAP 1310/34 is the source of this 1012-nucleotide messenger RNA. NCBI's taxonomy places the organism in Eukaryota, Phaeophyceae, Ectocarpales, Ectocarpaceae. The record is from the annotation of a GenBank genome assembly.